Messenger RNA from Alternaria metachromatica, 837 nucleotides. RefSeq lists its product as uncharacterized. Gene Ontology annotation, molecular function: RNA polymerase II cis-regulatory region sequence-specific DNA binding; DNA-binding transcription factor activity, RNA polymerase II-specific. Lineage: Eukaryota; Fungi; Ascomycota; Dothideomycetes; Pleosporales; Pleosporaceae. The transcript is spliced from 2 exons. The coding region runs from base 1 to 837 and encodes 278 amino acids. The record is from RefSeq and is a predicted model, not a curated record. Gene Ontology annotation, biological process: regulation of transcription by RNA polymerase II.
AUGACCAGGCUGCCUAUUGAGGUCCCGCUCACCGCACCUUCCGAUCAGGGACCUGCACUUUCCAAUAACGACACUACCCCGCACUCUGCCAUGAGCCUCGACGAUCAAGAGCCAAUGCAGUGGACUGCCCCAACCAACUUCCUCCUCAGCUCCAUGACCCAGAAUGGCGCGGGCUACAAUGCGUCUAACCCGUUUCCACCUGGUACCGGAGACUUCUACAACUACGCCGAGAACGGAAUGUCCUACAACGACAACUUCGGUAUCGCGUACCCGACUCAGUAUUCAAACGCAAGCUGCCCCCGAUCCUACACCGGCGUUGACCUCUCUGGCCUUCCUGCCGAUAUCAGUAUGACCGAUUCACAUCCACCCACUGCAUAUCACAUCGAACCGCCGAACCACCUUGACGCUAUGGACUUGUCAGACCAUGAGAUCAGCGGCCAGCUCAUGCAACUGAGCAACGACUUUGACCAUCAUCCUUAUGGUGCGCAUAUGAAGGUCGAGGAUUCCAACGGCUACCAGAGUCCGUACUCAGACCUGACCCGCGCAUCCACUCCUCAUGACGAUCCGCCUCGACAUCCCCACGACCUCUCGGGAGAUGGCGUCAUCGACAAAGAGCAGCCUUACGCGCAGCUGAUCUACCAAGCCCUCCUCAACGCGCCCAACAAUACAAUGAUACUCCGCGAUAUCUACGAGUGGUUCAAGGCCAACACCGACAAGGCUAGCGCCUCGGAGACAAAAGGCUGGCAGAACAGCAUCCGACACAAUCUGUCGAUGAACGGGGUGAGUCAUGUCUCCUCUUCCUUCACCGUUCUACGUCUCUUCUCUAGUACAUACUAA